GUUUGGUUGGAUGAUGUGGGUAGUUGAUUGUUGAGGACUGCUGUACAGUCAGGACACACCUUUUGUCAGCCCCGUGUGCAGAUCCGGGUGGGGACGAGAGUUGCGUUUACAGACCACGGACACAGGCUCACAGCGGGAGAGAUGGCCUCUGCCAACGACACCAGACAGGUGCAGAAAGAUGCAGCGGACCAGAACUUCGACUACAUGUUCAAGCUGCUGAUCAUCGGCAACAGCAGCGUGGGGAAGACCUCGUUUCUCUUCCGAUAUGCGGAUGACUCCUUCACGUCUGCCUUUGUCAGCACCGUGGGCAUCGACUUCAAGGUGAAAACAGUCUACCGAAAUGAGAAGAGGGUCAAACUUCAGAUAUGGGACACAGCAGGCCAGGAACGUUACCGCACCAUCACCACAGCCUACUACAGGGGCGCCAUGGGAUUCCUGCUAAUGUAUGACAUCACCAACCAGGACUCCUUUGGUGCCGUACAUGACUGGGCCACACAGAUCAAAACGUACUCAUGGGACAAUGCUCAGGUGAUUCUGGUUGGCAAUAAAUCUGACCUGGAAGAUGAACGUGUUGUACCCACAGAAGAAGGAAGACGAUUGGCUGAUGAGUUAGGGUUUGAGUUUUUCGAGGCAAGUGCAAAAGAAAACAUUAACGUGAAGCAGGUUUUUGAACGCCUGGUCGACAUCAUCUGCGUGAAGAUGUCUGAAAGCCUUGAAGCUGAUCCCUCGAUGCUCGGCAACAAGAACUCCUCUCUCGCUGAGAACCCUCAACCACAGGAAGGCAGCUGUGCAUGCUAGGAUCCCUUACCUCUGACCUCUGACCUACAUCACCUACCACAGAUGUCACAUGGUUAAGAAUGGGUUUGGGGAAGGGGUGAAAUUUGACUUCAGAAUAUGUGUAAGAUUCAGGAUUAAAACUUGUGUUUUGUUUUUUUAUUAAUUAUUUGGCCAAUCGUUUUUACAUGAUGGUGAGGUGACAAAAUCCAUUGACCCAUCCAGUUAAGGAAUUCCUUCCUAUGCUCACCCAUCUGAAGCACCCGUUGUAAAGUCACCAAGAGCACGCUAGGAAGAACCAGCUGACUGACAAAGUUCUGCUCUACCGUGGUGAGUGAUAUCUGCACCAAUCACCUUCUGCCUUCCGUUUUUUGGGAGGGAUGCCUCCAAAUCUGAAAUUGAAAACUUUGGUUCCAAUUGGGACUGAAAUAUUAAAAUUAAAACAGGUCACAUGUUUGGAACUUUAUUGUUGUUCUGUUGGAGGAUCGGAUCGGUGCAGGCAUUAACCACCAUGGUUGUCCCUAACCUGGAGGGAGACCUCUGCUCCUUAUUGAUUGGUGAGAGGUGAGAUGUAUAAUCAGGGGGUGUAGAAGGAAGCACCAUCCACCGAGCCUCACCAACUGUCCCCUCCCCGUCCUCCAGCUGAACGUUAUGGGACAAACCCAGCUGGCCGUGCUCAGCCGUUACUGCAGUGCUGACGUUAGUGCAGACCCUACCUUGCAGCAUUAAUCCCACAUCUGGAGUAAUAUUUCCACCUGCAUGCUGCCACGUUCUGCAAUUGAACUGAAAAAUUGCAUUCGGACUUGCCGAAUCAGUGUUUUAUGCAUCAAGGCUUUUGUGAAUGUGGUUCUGAUUUCCGUCCAGGAGGUAUACUCCUUCUGGCAGUGACACCCACGUCAGCUCGUCUCUGGAAGUGCAUUAUUUCUAUGACUCCUUGCUGUUAAGGGUGCAUGUCUGUCUCCCACUAGCUUUCACUGCUCUUCCUCCAUAGAGUUAUACAGCAUGGAAACAGGCCCUUCGGCUCAACUCAUCCAUGCCGACCAAACAUGCCUGUCUAUGCUAGUUGCAUUUGUCCGCGUUUGGCCAUAUCCUUCUAAACUUUCCUGGUCGUGUGCCUUUCCAAAUGCCUUAUAAACGUUUGUAAUUGUACCCGCCUCUACCACCUCCUCUGACAGCUCCUUCCAUAUAGCCACCACCCUCUGUGUGGAAAAACUUGCCCCUCAGCUCCUCUUUAAAUCUUUCCCCUCCCACCUUAAACCUAUGCCCUCUAGUUUUAGACUCCCCUACCCUGGCAAAAAGACUGACUACCCUAUCUAUGCCCCUCAUAAUUUUUAACCCUCUGUUAAGGUCACACCUCAGCCUCCUUUGCUCCAGGGAAAACAGUCCCAGGUUAUCCACUCUCUUCUUAUAACUCAAGCCCUCCAGUCCACGUUAGUGUUAAUUUGUCCUGGCAGUAUGGAACUUAAAUACUGCCCUGUGCCAGUGUUUAAGUUCCAUACUUGAUCUAUCUGUACAUUUCCUCCCACUUGUUUCUCCUUAAAGGUAUCUCUGCUAUUCUCUUUGACCACUGUGGGAGGGAGGGUCACACUUUCCAGGUUCAGAGGUUCUCCUGAGUUUCUCUGGAUUUAUAAGUGCUCUUAUCUCAAUGGCGCCAAAUUUUCGAGUCUCACAUGUGGAAUGGUAUUGCCCACAUCUACCCAAACAAAUGUUUUGUAAUCUCAAAGGCCUUUUAUCACCACCCCUCUACCACUGACCCCAGCUCAAUCUUCUCUUUUCCAGAGGAAUAAGCUCUGUCUCCCUGGCUACUUCAUCUUCUCGGUCCUGAUAAUGUCCUUGCCUUUUGCACGGAAUCAAAGGAAAAUCACCCUUUGUAAAUCUCUUUUGUAUCUCUCCUAGAACAGUUGCAUGGACAGAGACCAGACCUGUGCACGUUGCUCUAAAUAAUCAAAGGAAGUGAGUGCGAGGGUGGCUUCUUCAACCUUAUCAGAAUGUAAGCAAGCAGGGAAAGUAUGUGCAGAUUCACCCAAAGAUUCAGGCUGGCCCUGUGACUGGGAUGCAUGGAAUUGGGUUCAAAUUCUCUUUCUCAGAGGAACUUUUUUUUUGUGCAAGGUGCCACCUUGCUUGUUCCAUUCCCCUUGCGAUGCAGUGUGAACACCAACAGUAUCAGCUGUCGUCAACCUCCACUGCUCACGGGUACCUGCACAUAACCAUGGAUAACCCUGCCGGUUAUUUGCCUAGGCAGUGACCAGUGCCAGUAUUAUGAUGUUUAAGUUCAGCUUCUGUGGCCUUGAGAGCUGAUUGACACUUAAAGAAAGGACACGCAUUUCCACAGCACCUUUCAUAUCGUCUUGUCAAUCCAAAGGACUUUGUGGCCAGCGAUGUGCCAUUGUGUGUGUUGUUGAAUGGCAAAUGAGGUGGAGCCCGCAAUGGGUGUCCUUUCUCGCAUCUUCAUGCUACACUGUGCCAAAUAUCACUCAGGCUUAAAAUUGGGUGAGAGUCACACUGGUAAAAGGCCAUUCGCCCAGGUUGAUGCCACCCAACCAAUUAGCAUGUAGUGAUCUGUUUGAACUUGGGAUGGUUAGGUUUUGAUGAUUCCCAUUACAUGUGAACAUACUAAUUAUCUCAUGACACAGAAAGAGACCAUUCGGCCCAACAGGUCCAUUCCCGUUCUCUUAUUUCCCUGUACCCUGCAACUGAUUCUCUCUCACGCAUGCCCGGCAACUUCCCUUUGAAUCUUUUUGCCAUUAACCUACACUGAAGGGGUAACUUACAGGAGAUAAUUAAGCCUCCGGGAUGUGGGAGGAAACUGGAGCGCCUUGGGGGGGGAAACCAAUGCAGUGACAGGGAAAUGUGCAAACUCGGCACAGACACCAUCAGAGGUCAGGAUCUAACCUCUGUGAGGCAGCGGCUCUAACUGGGCGAAGGGGAGCUGAGGAGGGAAGCAAGGGGUAGAGGGAGGGAGGGAGAGACAGAGGAGGAAAGGAGGGGGAGGGGAAGACAAGGAGAAGAGGGGGAAGGUACAAGGGGCGGGGGACAUAGAAGCCAGCUGAGGUGCCCAUAGUCUUGAGCAAGAUAAAAUGGAAUAAUUGUUAAUAGAACAUACAACACUACAGCGCAGUACAGGCCCGUCAGCCCACAAUGUUGUGCUGAUAUUUUAUCCUGCUCUAAGAUCUAUCUAACCCUUCCCUCCCACAUAGUCCCCCAUUUUUCUAUCAUUCAUGUGUCUAUCUAAGAGUCUCUUAAAUCUCUUAAAUGUUUGGGGAAAUUGUCAGUCCCUGAGGUGCCACCCUAAAGGAGAGCAGAAACUUGCUCCUGAGUCCCUCCAAUAGAUGCUGCCUGACCUGCUGAGUUCUUCCAGCACUCUGUGUGUGCGUGUGUAACUCAUUCAAUAUAACUUGCAAAGGGAAAUGAAUGAAAAUGGAGAAACAAAGGACUGCAGAGGCUGGAAUCCAGAUGAAAAACACGACGAUGCUGGAGGAACUCAGCAGGCCGGGCAGCAUCCGUGGAGAAAAGCUGCUGUCAACGUUUCUGGUCAGGACCCUUCUUUAGGACUGAAGAUAGGAAAAGGGGAAGCCCAGUAUAUAGGAGGGAAAAGCAGAGCAGUUAAAGGUGGACAAAAGAGGGGAGGCGGGGUGGGCACAAGGUGGUGAUAGGUAGAUUCAGGUAAGAGAUAGUGAUGGGCAGGUGCGGGAGAGCAGAUCCACCAGGGGAUGGGUAAAAGAAGAGAGAGAGAGUAAAGGCUAGGAAAGGGCAGAAAAGAAGUAUGGUGGGGGAAGGGGACGUUUGUGGGGAUUACCUAAAGUGGGAGAAUUCAAUAUUAAUGCCGUUGAACAAAUGAAAAUUCUUGAAAAAGGAAUAUCGGUAGGGCGAGCAGGAAGGAGUUGGGGAGUGGAUCUAAUUGGAUAGCUUUUUUUUAAGAAGGGUCAGCACAGGAGGAUGAAUGGUCUCUUGCUGUACGUCGUAGUACUGUGACCAGGACGAGAACUCACUACUGACUUGGCUCUCUCCCUGUUCAUGGUUUUGAAUGUCGUCAGUGGAAGGAACAAAGACUUGGGCAGCUCUGUUUGUGACCUGUGACCAGGAGAGUGGACGGAGGGAAAGGAAUUAAAUAUGACUCCUUUUAUUCCCACUCAGAGUUCUGGGUGGCAGAAGCUGGCUCAUACACAGUGUCCUUCCAAAGGCAGCAGUGGCAAUUACUUCUGGCUGCAGUAACUCCUCAGCAAGACAAGAGCUUAGUUUUCGAGUCAGCACUGUGCUGACUGUGAGGUGGUAAGUCAGUUGUUCAUCGUCUGUUGGGAGAUCAAGCCUCUCUGCAGUGUGUUUGUGAUGGGAUAGUAUUAACACAAAUGGCAGAAAGGCCACCUCCUGCACUGUACCUUUCACUGGGGGCAUUUUCCUUCCACAGUCUACCCCCUGCUUGUACUGACACAAAUGCUUCUGGGAUUACCAAACACCACCAAUGUUGGUGCCUCAGGAGGAGGCCAUUCAUCCCAUUGUGUGCAUGCUAGCUAAGGGAAAAUCUGUUGAAGCUAAUCCCACUGUAGCUCUCAGUAUGUUGCUCUGUGUGUUACGAUAUUUCAGGUACUUAUCCAGGUACUUUUUAAACCUGAUGAUGAUUUCUCUCACCACCACCCCUUUCAGGGAGUGAGUUCAAGCCCCCAUCCAUCUCCUACUCUCCUGGGUGAAGGUACUUUCUCCAACACCCUUCCAAUCCAUGCUCCACUGCUUUUAUCCUCUCAAAGUGUAAUGAGUCUCUCUUGUUCUUCCUUCCUGCUUCUCUCCUUCCUUCCAUACUCUGUACCAAGUGCUGAUUUGCUUCAAAUAUAUCUCUACUGUAUGCGUAGAUUUUAAAAUUCCACAAGGAGACUUUUCCUGUGUUGCUGGGAUAAAUUUUGUUAAUUCCACGCCAGAUUUGGGAGAAGGAAGUCUGUAUUGGGAAGAGAAAAAGACGCUGUGAAUAUGGACCUUUCUAUCUUGUACCUGAAUGUUUCAUUGGGACCUUGGCUUGUGUUGAGCGAUGUCUGUGUGUUUAACAUCCGGAAAGAAAUAAAUAUUGAUAUUUAAAAAGCAA
Molecule: messenger RNA, 5845 nt
Organism: Pristis pectinata (smalltooth sawfish)
Lineage: Eukaryota; Metazoa; Chordata; Chondrichthyes; Rhinopristiformes; Pristidae
Gene: rab3da
Product: RAB3D, member RAS oncogene family, a
Exons: 5
Coding region: 142-798 (218 amino acids)
Biological process (GO): regulation of exocytosis; protein localization to plasma membrane; protein secretion
Cellular component (GO): plasma membrane; endosome; synaptic vesicle
Molecular function (GO): GTPase activity; GTP binding
Source: RefSeq, a predicted model, not a curated record